Molecule: messenger RNA, 5831 nt
Organism: Bufo bufo (common toad)
Lineage: Eukaryota; Metazoa; Chordata; Amphibia; Anura; Bufonidae
Gene: PLEKHA4
Product: pleckstrin homology domain containing A4
Exons: 24
Coding region: 238-4494 (1418 amino acids)
Source: RefSeq, a predicted model, not a curated record
GAGUGAGUGGCUGGAGGUAGUUUGGGAGAGGAAGGAAGCCCAGCAUGUAAGAGGAGCAGAGCAGGCACUGACCACCAGGAACAUCUACUCCAGCUGAGGAACCACGGCUGGUGCCCUCAUGUCCUGAUGGACGCUCGUCUGACCCAGUAGAAGACCCGCCUGCUAGUAUCACAAGGGACGUUUAUGAAUUCCGGAUCCAGCAAGUGAAAAUCCCUUUUCCAACAGAACCUGUGAACCAUGACUGAAGAAAUGGAGCGUCCCAGGAGUGGGCUUAGCAUGGCCAGCAGCAUCACCACAACUGCCUCUGUCAGCCAGGGGUCAAGGGCAUCGACCAGAUCAGUAAAGAGAGUGCACACUUUUGGAAAAAGAGAAUAUUCUAUUAAGAGGGACCCCAACUCUCCUGUGGUGAUUCGUGGCUGGCUGUAUAAACAGGACAGUGCAGGCUUGCGUCUGUGGAAGAGGAGGUGGUUCGUGCUGUCGGACUUCUGCUUGUUUUAUUAUAGAGACAGCAGAGAGGAGACCGUACUCGGCAGUAUUUUAUUACCAAGCUAUGAAAUCUUGCCUGCCAACCCAAGAGAAGUGAAAAACAGAAGAUUCAGUUUUAAGGCGGAACAUCCUGGCAUGAGGACUUAUUACUUUGCAGCCGACACUCAGGAAGACAUGAAUGCCUGGAUCCGUGCCAUGAAUCAAUCUGCUCUGGUCGUCGGCGACAACAAAAACAAGAGUAGCCAUGGUCACAACCUCACCUCACAAGAUGAGCUCUAUGCCAGCUAUGAAGAUUUCUCCCACUCUGAAAUAAAUACUGCUGGGGAUGAUGGAAAAAGUGCUGAAUCUUUGGAGAUUGCUCAUCUGUCUGAAACCAGAUCACAAGAUGAGAGCUCCAGGGACAGUCUUCCAGACCAGGACAGAAAUGGAGACUUGGAGAAAGAUCGCUUGUUCAGUGGGCUGAGGGAGUCUUUAACAGAUGCUAUGCAACACUAUACUUCUGUAUCCCAGAAUGGUUCUGUCCCACCACCCACACCAGAAAGUGGAGUAAAGCAAUUGGAAUUCACUUACAACAGACCUGAAGUGGAAUCUAAGAUGUCUGCAGAGGGGAAGGACUCCAUUCCUGAGGAUGAAGAGUGGGUGCCUUUUCAGAAGUGUCUGUCAGUGCCUUACCAAGACAAGAGGCCACCUAGUCCACCAAAGAGUUUUGAAUGCCCACUUGAUGAAUAUUCCUCUGCUCUCUCCCGUUCUGCUCCGUCUUCUCCUGCUGUUGUCCCUACUCAUGUAUAUAGAGCUGACCUCUUAGAGCGCAACUGGAACUUCAAAGAUGAGAAAUUCAAGGUGCAAACUGAGUUUAUGGAAACAUCAGAUGGAAGAAAAAUGUCCCCUCUUUCUUGCUCUCCAUCCAGAACCACAACAUGCUCCUCACCAGAAAGGGUAGAGUAUGUAGUUCAGAGGAUAAUUAAGGCUUCAAGGUCACAAUCUCUACCACCCACACCUUCAGAGGUUUCUAGACACAGAAUAAUCAAGAAAAGUCCUCCUCCUAACUUGAAGUAUGGAAGCCCUCUGCCAUGUGAGAAACCUCUCCGUUAUCCUGAGAGUUCUCAGGCAAAUGUUGUGUUACCUGUUGGAAGUCCACCCAAGAGGGACCUGCCUCUUACACCAAGCCUUAGUCCAAAAGUACACACACAGCAGCAUAAGACUGCGUCCAAUGAGGAUGUGUUUGUGGCUGUGACUGGAUCUCCAUCUUUGGGAAGAAUAACUGUUCGAUCUAAUACACCAAUUGGGCGAGUAGAUAUCCUUCCUUCAGAAGACAGAGCUCCUAAUUCUGCAACUAUCAGACACAGUGAAGAAAGACCAGGUGAUUAUUUUGUAACCAGCUCCAGAACCAGAAGUCAUAUAGCGAAGUCUGCAUCAAGGCCUCAAACUCCAUCUGAUAGGUAUGAUGUUCUGCCAUCUGAUGACUCUUUCACUGCAUCUACAAUGGCAAAGGGUCCUAAUCGGUAUCCUAGAAGAUCACAACCUUUGGGGGCAGAAGAAGAAAGGCUGGAUGGUUCUGGGAUUAAUUUACCCCCUAGAUCCCAUGGGUAUCCCAGCAACAGAAUGCAAAUCAGACCGAACAAUUCAUCAGAGAGAGUAAUUAUAGAAGAUUACCCUGCAGAGCUGUCUCUGACUCCCUCACUAAGACGACAUAGGGGUCAAGGACCAAGGUACUCAGAGAGGUCAUUCCUACCCCCUGCAGUAUGUUCUGGGCGAGGUCUUGGCAACACACCGAGGCACCUGUCAAAGAUGAGUUCAGUGAGCUAUUCACAGCUGCCACCGUUGCCUCCUGGUUCUAAUCGCCCCCAUCUUCCUGCUGGAAAGAGGAUGUCACUGAGUGCUGUGCAAUCAGGAACCCCGCAGUAUCGUGACCGUGCCCCAUAUCCAGCUCGCAUGGGAGAGAAUAGUAUUGAUGUCCUACUGACAAAGAUGUGUGGUCAGGAUAGACUACUUGCUGGCAUUGAGGAGGAGUCUGCUCAUCUUCGAGCUGAAAAGGAAAAGUUGGAGGAUGCUCUACAGUUAACUCAUCAACACCUUGAUGAGUUCCAGGGACAGGAACAAGUGAUUGAGAACAUCUGGUACCAGCAGAGGCUCCUGCAGGAUGACCUGGUGUAUGUGAGGGCCAGGCUGUGUGAUCUGUCGUUGGACAGAGACCGCGCAUGGGAAGAAUACAGAAUUCUGGAAAAUGAGCUGCAUGCCAUGAGGGAGACAUUAGAACGUGUCAGUCAAAUUGGACACCCCCAGGACCAGGCAGCAGCCCAGAGAGAUCUUUGGAUGAUCAAUGACAUCAUAUCUGGCCUCAGAUUUAACAAAACCAACUUUCACAUCAUUCCUGAUCCUGCAAGACACCCUGCAAUGAUGAUGCCUCCCUCACCUGCCAGUGAGACACCUGCAAACCUCCAGAGGAGUUUUCUAUACCAUCAGUCUGGAUUGAAUCCCUUUAACCAAGACAAAAGUCCUAUUGAGUCUGAAGCCAUUCCUCCCAGACCUCCUCUUCCCAAAGAUCACCAAUCCUCCAAUAAUGAGCUUGAAGGACUAUCUAGAGGGGCGGUCAGUGAACAGAAUGAGCAAGAUAGAGUAUCUGAGGAGCCUGGGACUACAGCAGCCCCACAGUCACAGAGUACCUCCAGUGAUGCUGCUUUUCCUAUCAAGGAUGUGGUAGAUGUUCGACCAGUUCAUUCUUCAUGCCCAGUACCCAUACCUUCAGGUCACAAGAUGACCCUAGAGCCAAAGGCAUCACCACCCAAUGUCCCAGAGAUGGGUACAGUUCGGAAGCAAAGAAUGAGUGCUGAGGAGCAGAUGGAGAGAAUGCGAAGGCAUCAGGAGGCUCAGAUUCAUGAGAAACCUAAGCCUGGUGUUACAGCACAACGUCAGAACUCCCAGAGGUCUGCAACAGGUCCAAUAGGGGGCAGGCUGAGAUCCUCUUCCUCGGAUUCUUCAACAAGCUCUCAGCCUGUGGAUAAAACUCCUACAGAACAGAGGAAAGCAAAACUGGUGAGGGUCACUGCGUCUUUUUACCCUAGCAACACAUCUGCACCACUUCAUGGAAAGACUGGAGGUGUCAAUGCAAGAAGGUCCUCACCGGACGCAAUGCCCGAGGACCCUACCUACAGUGUUGUUAUGGAGCCACAGACUGAAAAGGUUACCUCAGUAACAAGUCAUGAGAUCUCUCCGUUGGUAAAGGUGACUCCUCCAUUAAGAACAAGCAGUAAAAUUGUCACUGCUGCCUGCAUGCAACUGAAAAAAGAUAUGCACAAUGGCAGCUACAAUAAGCAGGGGCUAAGAUCAGGCGAAGAAACCAGCGCAACUGUGAAAAUGUUGCCCGAAGAAGUGGAAGGGUUGCCAAAAACGGGGGACAGACUGAAAACCACCAGUCCUGAUGAACGCUACACCAUCUCCAAGGAAGGGCAGCGAGAACGGAUCGUCAGCCUGUCCUAUUCGCUUGCAUCUGAGGCCUCCGAGCUUGGCAAAAUAAUCACAGCGAAAGCUUUAGCUGAUGACUGUGAUACAAGCAGUGACGUCUCCACAUCAGAUGAAGUGUAUCCAUGGGACUUUUUGAGAGAUUCCCAGAGUAACAAGCAGCGUGAAGUCAGAGACCAUUGCCAGACCACAUCAACCAGUUUACAUCAAAAGGAAAAAAACUACACAAAGAAUGAUGAGCCCCACCAGCAUUGUUCUGAAGAAGCCUCUAGUCCUGACAGGACCAAAGACCAGGUCAUCAAUCGGCAUUCAGACAAUCUACUACACUAUGAGAACUGGACAGCACAAAAGCAGGGAGACAGCAGAGAACAUGGCCCAGUCACAAAACAAGACAGCCCUGCUCUACCCAAGUGUAACGGACAGGUGGCAAGUUAUGACUUCCUCAUAGAGGACUUGCAUUAUAACCCACUGAGUAUGAGCAAAGUCACUGAUUUUUGCAAGGAAGAAAGGGAACCCAUCCGGAUCACACUCCUUCAGUCCAGCUUCUAGAAUCAUCAGAGAACUUUGGACCAGUGUGAUUUUGUUAAAUGGACAAUGAGAAGACGAGACUGAUCUUGAGAGAGAAAGGAAGUCUUGUAUCAUGGUGGCGCAUAUUAUGUAGAAUUAUGGAAAAUGAGAUGGAAGGGUUUGGAACAAAGUGUAAAUGAAAGACGAGCUGUAAAGAAGAGUGUAAAUAGGUGUACAUAGACAGUGUAAAGAAGGUGAGACUAGACAAAUGUGGAUAAAGAUGUCCCUGGAGAAAGUGCCAUGAAAGCGAGAGGAACGUGUUAUAGGAACAUGGAAAGUUGGUGGCUCCUGAUCAUGCAGAAGCACUUGUAAAGUGUUAGACGAAUCCUACAUUAUACUUAUUAGUGGUUGCGCAGAUGGUCAUUUGGGCUGUUAUUAACGCUCCUCUAAGCACAGUUGCACUAGAUGAGAGAAUUUAAAUUCUGCAUAUAUAGAAGGCUAAGCUGUGAAAUAUGUAGACUGGAUAAUUUGAAGGGCUUUUCACUAUUAUGUGUGGAAAUAGUUGCAGUUCCUUAAGACAGCCAUAGUCACUUAAGGUAACAAUAUACUGUAUCAAAAAUGCUUAAACACUCUGUUAUAUAGAGUAGUAAGGACAUGAAGGAUCAUUUAUUUUAUUUUUGCUGGUUAAUUUUAAGUUCUAUCUGCCAAUCAUUCCUGGAGGUCAUUGCAUCAACAUUGACAACGUUGUAUGCCUGGUAUGUAACUGCCAUCCAAGACAAAGGAGGAGAUGCAUAAAGGUUUUCCAGAUCCUUCUAGAAAGACCAACCAAGCCAAUGAUAUAGCCAGCUUAUUUUAUCAUCUUAAACCCUGUAUAUUUUUGUUUUCUAAAAAGAAAAUGUGCUCCGAGUGGUCUGUUCACUUUCCCUUUUUUAAUAUAUUGUAGUGUUGACUUUUUUUUUUUUUUUUUUUAUCCUUUUGCCGUUUUGUGAAAGGACUGUGUAAUGUUAACAUACAAGCAUACUAUACCUGGAGAGUGCCCUUUUCAUCCUUUUAGGUUGUAAACCUUUUAUUUUACUUUUUUAUUUUUUUAUUUGCUGUUAAAGCCAAAUACUGUAGUAGACCAAUCUACUGCCUUAUUAAUAGUAUUGUUAAUACUGUCUUUGUGUUAACCAUUCCUUCACCAUUCUCCUUAUAUGCGUAUUAGCAGUUUUUUGUUUGUUUUUUAAUAGUAACUGCUGAGAUCUGCUAUUAUUUUUUUUAACCUUUAUAUAAAGGAGAAAAAUCAGACAUACAAAGGAAUGUGUUUAUAAGCUUUAUACUGUUUUGUAAUAUUUAUGCAAAACUGUAAUAUGCAAAUAAAUCAACAAAGUAUGUGGUCA